This is a messenger RNA of Aphanomyces astaci, 966 nucleotides long. RefSeq lists its product as hypothetical. NCBI's taxonomy places the organism in Eukaryota, Oomycota, Saprolegniomycetes, Saprolegniales, Verrucalvaceae. The transcript is spliced from 3 exons. The record is from RefSeq and is a predicted model, not a curated record. Bases 25 to 852 code for a protein of 275 amino acids.
CUUUUCCAGUGCAACAAGCUUGAAAUGGCACCGGAACCGUUGAUGACGACCGACCUUUCGUGCCAGCACAAUGAAGCGGACGCCAUCAUGCUCCUGGAGGAAUCGCUGCCGUUGGAUCCUUUGGACCAGCCCUACUACGACGCAGUGGCCAACGCGUGCGGCAGCGACGCGAGUCCUGUGUUUUGCAUGCGACUGGCGCGGGCUUAUCGCAGUGAAAAGAAAGCGGCGCGCAUGGGCAAGACCGUCGCGGAAGCCAAAAAAGUCAUGGAGUGGCGACUCGAGCACAGCGCAGACACGAUCUUGGGCGUCGAGCUGGAUAAGACGCAUCUCUUUCGACAGAGUUGGCCCACGGUGUUGUGUGGUGAAGACUACUACGGGCACGUCGUGAGCGUCGAGCGGGCUGUGGACAUCGACCUCGCGACCUUUCAGUCCAAGUUUACUGUGAACGAGGUGCUCGUGCAUCGCCUGCAGCACUUGGAGCGCAUUCAAGCCCACCUCGCCGCGGCGUCGCAACGAACGGGCCGACGCAUUUACAAGCACAUUUGCGUAUUCGACCUCGGCGGCGUCGGGCUCAAGCACCUCACGCCCACGGUCAUCGGGUACAUCCAGCCGCUGUUCGCGCUCGGCCAGCAGUACUACCCCGAGUCGCUCUUUCGCAUGUACCUUGUGAACGCGCCGUUUGUGUUUUGGGGCGCGUGGAAGGUGCUGUCGGCGCUGAUCGACCCCGACACCCGCGACAAGAUCCAAAUCUUCACGUCGCCCGCCAAGUUUUGCACCGCCGCCCAAGCGCAGGGCAUCCCUCUGACGUCCAUUCCGACCUCUCUUGGGGGACUGCACGCUGCACCAACGUAAUAGUAACAGCUUGCACGGACUAUUGGUAUUUUAUUCUAUUGAUAUCUUUAGAAGAUAUUUAUAUACUCCACAAUACGAAUAAUUUAAUAAUACAUUCCCCAUAUAGUAGUAGUA